AUGGCGGUGGAAGAAAAUUUGAAUUUACAUGUCGUACAAACUGUGAACUUGCUUGCGGUGGUAGACUAUACCGCUGGCCGCGUGAGCUCUGGAUGGCUGAAAAUUGGGCUCGCUGCGCGGAUUUCACAAGACCUGCAUUUGAUGAUGGAACCGACCGGUUAUUUGUCUUAUGCAGAGCAAGAGGAACGACGCCGGACCUUCUGGUCGGCCUACCUCAUAGAUAAGCUGAUAUCAUGUGGCCAAGGACGUCCAAUUGUUAUACAAGAUGACGACUGUUACGUGCAGCUACCCUGCGAUGAGACCACCUUUCAAAAUGGUACCUGGAAACAGACAAACACCUUAAGUGAGUUACUCAAUUGGAAUGCGGAGGUCAUUGAAAAUCCCAGCCCCUUUGCUCUGGUGACGCUCAUGGCAUCAAUAUUCGGACGCUGUACAAGAUACGUGCACCGAGACAAAAAGUCAGAUCAAAUUCCUCCAUGGGAUACCAAAUCAGAGUUUUCGGCGAUCAAAUCUGCUUUGCUACUCCUAGAGUCAUAUUCCAAGAUUAGCGAUCGGAAAAUAUCGGACAUCCUGCACGAGACUCACCCAGACGAGAAAGGGCAGCUGAUAUUUGCCCAUACCCUUUUUCACCUUUGUCAUUGUCUCUUGAAUCAUCCAUUUCUUGUUCGCCUGCGCUUGAAGCCAUUUGCCAAGGCCCCGAGUAGUUUCUCGGCACAGGCACUCCAAGAUGGGGCAGACCAUGCCAGACAACUGCUCGAUCUCCUACGCGAAGCCACCGAAACUGGAUGCCGAAUAGAAUCCUCCUUUUAUGCAUACUGUAUUGCAGUUGCAGGGUCAAUCAACUCCCUGGCAUCUCAUUUCGAACACCAGAGUGUCGCCCGGCGCCAGUCUGAUAUUCUUUACUAUUUCCAGCAGAGCCUCGAUUUUCUGAACUCACUGGGCAAGUUCUGGACACAUUCCGCAAACAUGGCCGUCCGCCUCAGUGACUUUCACAGCAUUGCCGAUCAGUUUUCCGGUCUUCUUGAUCCAGCACGUCUAACAGAAGAUCUUGAUCCAUAUCAUGAAGAAAUACUGUGGUCCAUGAUAGACUACGGGAUUCUGGGCUCAGAUCCAUACAAAAGACCCCUGAUAUCAAGACCCAACACCUCAAAUAUUCCCUCGCCAGAUCCAUGGGCCCUUCAGUCGAGCUUCAAUAUGAGCGCACCAUCACGAUCAGCCCCCGAUAACACGGGUAUCUUUGAUGGAUUUUCGCCUACAAUGCGACUUAAUGAGGUUGAGCAUCUUUUAAACUGUAAUCCUGGGACCAAUGGAUUGAGGCUACAAAAUAAAAUAAAAAUGACGACAAAGAAUAAUCUUUCGCCUUGGAACAGCGUACUUUCCGGGACCGGCGCCGCCAUCCUUGCGAAUGUUCUGGUCUAUCCACUUGAUAUUGUUAAGACACGGUUACAGAUUCAAGUCCAAAGGCGGGACAAAGACGGAACGAGCGACCGUGGCUCAGAAACUGGCCCUCAGUACAAUAAUGCGGUGGACGCAGUCUUCAAGAUCAUCCAGGAAGAUGGUUUCCCAGGAUUGUACAGUGGACUGGCGGCUGCGAGAGUCCUACAUGGAGCGAUGCUUAAAGCCCGUGGUCGUACAGAUGCAAACAGCAUUGUGAAAGAGCUGGGCCUCGGUGCUGCAGGCGGCGCUAUGGCCCAACUCUGCACGACUCCUAUAUCGGUUGUUUCAACGCGACAGCAGCUGGGCACAAAGGUCACGGGCAAAGAGUCAAUCUGGAGAUCCACGAAAGCGAUACUGGACAGUGAUGAUGGAUGGACUGGGCUAUGGACUGGGCUGAAGGUAAACCUGAUUUUGGUUAUCAACCCUAUGAUCACGUACGGUGUUUAUCAAUGGCUGCGGAACAUUUUGGUCAAUGUGAGAAAGGACCUUGGCUCUUUCGAUGCAUUCAUGCUUGGCGCUCUAUCCAAGAUAUUGGAUCUCGGGGGGGCCAAGCCUUUCAAGGGGUUCACAGAAGUCCUCAUAUUCAUCCUCCGAAACGAAGGUUUCUUACGUCUCUACAAGGGUCUUCUCCCGCAAAUUACCAAGGGAUUUUUGGUGCAGGGAUUGAUGAUGCUAUUCAAAGAAAGAAUGGAAACGCUUCUCGUGCUGGCCAUCAAAACUAAUAGCAUGCGGCUUGGCAUGAAACGAGCUAGAAGUUGA
Molecule: messenger RNA, 2196 nt
Organism: Penicillium cosmopolitanum
Lineage: Eukaryota; Fungi; Ascomycota; Eurotiomycetes; Eurotiales; Aspergillaceae
Exons: 9
Coding region: 1-2196 (731 amino acids)
Biological process (GO): DNA-templated transcription
Cellular component (GO): nucleus
Molecular function (GO): DNA binding; zinc ion binding
Source: RefSeq, a predicted model, not a curated record